Messenger RNA from Sinocyclocheilus grahami, 1441 nucleotides. Its product is annotated as RELT-like protein 1. The transcript has 4 exons. The record is from RefSeq and is a predicted model, not a curated record. The coding region runs from base 21 to 455 and encodes 144 amino acids. Gene Ontology annotation, cellular component: plasma membrane. Lineage: Eukaryota; Metazoa; Chordata; Actinopteri; Cypriniformes; Cyprinidae. Gene Ontology annotation, biological process: positive regulation of p38MAPK cascade.
ACUCCGAUGCACUCAAAGCCAUGGUUCAGGACAGUAUAGAAUCGGAGGGUGGCCCUGUGACGCCCACCUCUCCGAACACACCCACCAGCCCUGAGAGCCCUGCACUGCCAGGGUUGCCGCCCAGCGCAGCCAAACACACCUGCAACCACCUGCACACCAUCGGAGGGAUCGGAGGACAUAAGAACAUCUGCAACCGCUGCAACCAGAAAAAAUGGCCUCUGAUGAGACGCUCAUCCAGCAAGAAACUGGACAGACGCAGUCACAUAGGAGAAGUCACAGUGUUGUCUGUAGGCAGAUUCCGGGUGACAAAGUGUGACCCCAAAUCGCCCCGGGAUAGGCGGACGUUAUUGAUCACUGAGCCCAAUGGCAGUGUCCCCCCUUCACCUGCUAACGCUGACCCCCCUGAACACAGCACAGGCCCAAAGUCACAAGAGAAAGGAGACAGUGCAAAGUGACAUCUGUAGAGUUCCAGCAGCUUCUCGGGUGACAUUUAAAAAAACUUUUAGUCUGGAAGUUACAAUUCCAAAUAAGACUUAAGAGAGAUACUAUGACAAGAGAUGUGAUGAUGGAGGAGGAAAAGAGGAUGAUGGAUGCGAACCCUCCUUUUUGUCAUGUGACAAAGUCAGUUGUGGAAAGGUGACAGAAGCCAUUUUAUAUACAUUAACCUGUCACCAUGCCAACACAUCUUUCUCAGACAUCCUUGUGUCACCAUCAGUGGCAGAUGGCUUCAUUUGUGCUUGUUAAUGACUAUGAACGCGUCAAUGUUUAAUCUAACCUGUGUCAUGGUCGGAGGUUUUCUUUGGGCUACUUCCAGGAUGUGGGAAGUUUUGUUCAAAUUGUUUCCCUUUUUUUCUUUUUUAUUGCAAGCUGUGAUAAACACGGGAAAAACAGAGCCAUGAAAUUUCUCACUGGUUACAAUCUGGACUAAACGUUUUUUCUUAUCCUAUUGUCGUCUUAAAUGGACUGGGUUUGAUCUCUUCACUAAAUACAACUUUUCACCUUUGUUUUUUUUUAAUGACUCAAAUUGUGUCUUGACAACAUUUUUCUGUAAACCAGUGAAAUCGCAUGUUUAAUAGAUUAAUUUAUCAACCUAGCACGCCUUAACCGACUGGAAGUUUGCUUGGUGAUGUCUGGAACAGAGCACUGCGAUCAAUUCACCAGUCUGUCGAGCACUCAACGGUUUAGAAAUGAUAAAUAUUCUUAGUUUCAUGAUUCGUUAUAGCUUGCAUGUGACCACAGAGUUCAGAAACUCUCAAAUCUAUAGCCUCAUAUAUUAUUAUAAUGUCAGGCGUAUAUAAUAGAUAAGACCGUAUCCUUCACUAUACCUAAUAUCUUUGUUAUCUUUGGGAAAAACAAUGUAUGGUACCUCAAAAAAAGUACAAGUGUCCUUGGUUAAAUAUUGGACUUUUAAUAAUUCUGUGUAUUUUAACAACAACAACAA